UCGUGAGUGUCACGCCAGAUGCGUGAGAGCUGGCAGCCCUGUGAAUAAGUAAAAUACACAGUUCAGUUCAGCAAGCCAUACAAAGGCAGUCUAGGGCUUAUCCUUCGCUCGUCUCUCCUUGUAUUCAUUCUCGGUAUCGUUUAAAGAGAAACUAAACGUCAUUUAGAGACGGGAAUGACCUAUUUCAGAUCGCCUUUACGUUUUAUAUCUUUAUUCUGGUGCAAAUGUCAAUCACCGUCUAAAGACAGGAAUUACAUCACGGUAAAUGAACUUGUGAACCGGACGCCGCACGAUGUUAUGCGGAAGAGUCUUUGUGGAAACGCGCUUGUACAUAGUUUCUGCCGACAUUUUGCGACAUUUUCUCUUACAUUGACAGUUUCCCCCAUGCGUUUGUGUUAAGAUGAGUCUCCCAGAAGGAAGCGAGAGUCCGGCGGGGUCCAUGCCCGACCUGCAGAGUGUCGAUGUGGGGGAGCCUAACUGGGCAGACGGAACUGAGGCACCGCCUUCCAGCUAUGGGUCCAUGAAAAGUGAUGAGAACAGUGUCACUUCCGAAAUCCCAGAGGAGGAAAAGGAGGACCCUGCUGCUGCCGCCUCAAGUGGCGUAGGGUUAAUGCAGUCAUCGGAUCUUGAAGAGGAUGCUGGGAUGCCGAAUUCAGCUACUGAGGAUGCCACCCUGGAGUUGCCAUAUAUAUUUAAGUCAAUCCAAAAGACUCUAAAUAAUCUCAGUGAGAUGAAGUUGCUUCUGUUCAAGAUGUGCCUGCUCAAGCACCACGCUGAGUAUUUUGAGGGUCAUCUGGACAAAAAUGCUGAUAUCCUGGACAUUGUGGACAAGAUGCUGGAACGCUGCGGAAAAGGGGGAGCGCUGAAUGUAACCCUGCGCGUUCUCCAUGACAUCAAGGUGCAUGACUUGGCUGAGGAGCUGGAGAAGAGCUGCAUACGAUUGAGGCUCCAGCAUGACCUGAAAACUUGUCUGAAGAGGCGGUAUGACUGCAUAUUUGAAGGAAUAGCAAGACAAGGAAACCAAAGCUUUCUGAGCUAUGUCUACACUGACAUGCAGAUGGUUUCAGAUAGGAAUGCAGUGAACAGGGAGCAUGAAGUGAGGCAAGAUGAGACUAGCCAUGGAAAUCAAGUACGACAAGGUACUGCAAUCCCGUGCAGUGACAUCUUCAGGUGCUUGCCUGGCCAAUACAAGCCUGUCAGAAAUGUACUUACAACUGGUAUUGCUGGUAUUGGUUUAACAGUCUGUGUGCAGAAGUACAUUCUUGACUGGACAGAAGAGAAACCCAACCAGGAUAUUCACUUUAUCUUCCCUCUUCCAUUUCGGGAGCUGAAUUUAAUUAAGGAAGAUCGCAUCAGUUUGAGGGACCUUAUUUGUAUCUUCUUUCCGGACAUGAAAGAAAUGGAUUUCAUAGAAAAGAAGGACUGUAGAGUCCUUUUCAUCCUUGAUGGCUUGGAUGUCUGUAAACUGCCUCUUAAUUUCCAGGAGAAUGACAAAGUGAGUGAUAUAGAACAGCGGACAACACCACAAGUGUUACUCACAAACCUAAUGCUGGGGAAUCUGCUGCCCUCUGCCCACGUGUGGAUAACUUCCCGGUCUGCGGCAGCCAACCUGAUCCCUUUUGAGUGUGUCCAUUGGUACACGGAGCUGUGUGGAUUUAAUGAUGAUCAGAAGAAGGCUUACUUCACCCAGAAAUUCAAAGAUCCAGCACAGCUCUGUCAAGUUUUGUCACGCGUGACUUCAGCAAGGUCCUUGCAAAUCAUGUGCCAUAUACCGGUGUUCUGUUGGAUUGUGGCCACUGUUUUCGAGCGGAAGUUCGCUGACCCCGACAGAACAGUGAUCACAACACUCACUCAGUUUUAUACACAUUACCUGGUUCUCCAGUUGCACAUGAAGAAUCAGAAGUAUUAUGGGAUGAAGGCAGGUUUGCAACAGUGGCAGGACACAGACCCAGAGUUUGUUCUUAAACUGGCUAAAUUAGCCUUUGAACAACUAGAGAAAGAUAGAUUCGUCUUUCAUGAGGUGGACUUGAGAGAAUAUGGCCUGGGCUUCAGAGAUGUGGUGCUGCACUCUGGGCUCUGCACAGAAAUAUACAAACAGGACUCCUGUCAGGAGAGGGAAUUCUGCUUUGUUCAUCAGACCUUGCAGGAGUACCUUGCAGCACUGCAUGUGCACUACACAUUUUUAAACCGUCACCAAAAUGUACUUGGCCAGCCUUUGAAGAACACCAUCUCAAAGAUCUUUAAACCAGCACCCAUGUGUGACUUGUACAAGACCGCAAUAGAAAGAGCCAUGCAGAGUGGAGAUGGACACCUGGAUCUUUUCCUCCGGUUCCUUUUUGGCCUCUCGGAACACUCCACGCAGGAAAUCUUAAGGGGCCUCCUGAAGCGCAUGGGAGUUGCUCCACCGGUUCCUGAAGAAAUGACCAAUUACAUUGAAAAGCUGAGGAGUGAGAAUAGCAAUCCAGAGAGAUGUGGAAAUCUGGCCCACUGUCUGCGUGAACUGCAGCUCAGCUGAUGUGACACUAAAGCACUGUGACUUCAUGAUACUUUUAUUAUCCACUAAUAACAUACAAACAUACGGCAGUUUACUAUCACUACAGUAAAUAGAUUUGUUAUAAUAAAAGUAAUGUGACACUUUCAGGCUCUCAAACAAGACAUAUUACGGCAAGUCUGUAAACCUAAAAUUAGCUAGCCUAUUUGCAAGGUAAUAAAACUGUUACAUGUAUGUAUGUGUGUGCAGACUUGUCUUGAAUUGAAAAUGUCACACCAGCCAGCUGAGCAAAGCAACCCUAGCAACCCUUGGACAGAUUUAUUGUGUUUUUUAGUGUUAGAAAGUGUACGGUAAAGAGGGAGCGUGCUAACUGUAUACGGUGUAUAAAACUAGAAUGGGUUCGGUGCCCUUCGGAUUAUAAAUGCAGAUAUGUAUAGUGAAGAACAGCGCGGUAUGCCUCCGAGGCAAUAGAGGGCGGUAGUGCGCUAAAUCUGUGUUACAAAUAUUCUACUUUGAAAGGAAGACGCAUUUUUUAAAUCAAAAUCGAUAUGUAUAGUACCUGUGUCUAUCAAACAGCCUUGAAUUUGUGUGAAAAAGGAUUUGGUUGUGUGUAUUCUGGUAAAACAAAAAAAGCAUAUUAAAUAUGAUCCAUUUUUAUUUA
Molecule: messenger RNA, 3152 nt
Organism: Paramormyrops kingsleyae
Lineage: Eukaryota; Metazoa; Chordata; Actinopteri; Osteoglossiformes; Mormyridae
Product: NLR family CARD domain-containing protein 3-like
Source: RefSeq, a predicted model, not a curated record